AUUUUAUGUUAUUUAUUGAUUGUUUUAAUAUAAUUUAUUUGUUGUUUUAACUUAUUUAUUGUGGGUUUUAGGCUGCUGGUGUCUCCAUAAUGUCAGCUGCCCGUGCUGGCACGAGGAGGCACCACAGCGUGCGGUUUUUAUUUAAGGAGUUUGAGGGGAAGCUCCUGGGAAUGUCGCGUCUUGACUUUUCCAGGAAGCUGAUCCAAAACACGCUCCAUUUUAAACCUGAAGAUUUAAAUUGUUUAAUGACUCUGCCCCUGAACAAAGGUUUUGAUUUAAGCUUUAAAAGUGCUUCCCUGUUGAGUGUUUUUUGGCAAAAGUUGGAUUCAGUUAAGGCCCAGUUUUCCAUGUUUGCGGUGGAGAAACUUUCUGACAACACACUUAAAACUGUGAUUGUCAGGAUGUUCAAUGAAACAGUAACUGGAGAGGAUAUUUGUAUUUGGCUGGGUAGAUUUUGCACUGUUCGAGGUCCACCAGUCAAAGUGUUAGAUGAGGAUGGCAUCUGGACAUGCUCCUGGCGAAUUCCCAUUAAACAAUGGGAAGACGCCGGGGGCUACCAGGGUCUGAAACACCUGCCUUCCAUGAUUGUGUUGGGAGAGAACAGAGGCUACAUUCACUAUCAGGGGAUGCCCAAGUUGUGUAGGAAGUGUGGGAAAUUUGGGCAUCUUGCUGAAGCGUGCCAAGAGAUAGUAUGUGGGAAGUGUAGAGAAAUUGGUCACAGUUUUGAAGAAUGUACCAAUGGCAGACGGUGUAAUCUCUGUGGAGAUUCAAACCACCUCUUCAGAGAUUGCCCUAAAAGUUUUGCCAAUAAAUUAAAGGUUAACAAAAUGGCCGCCCCACAAGCACACCCAACCUUACAACAAAGAGAGGAGGAGGCGGGACCUGAGGUUUUGGCGGGAAUUUUAAAUUCCCAGCCAGCCUCAGGGAUUGGACAGGAGGAAGGAAGUGGGGCGGUCGUGAGGGCGGAGUCUAACCUUUUAUUGGAACAGGUGGAGGAAGCUAUUCCCUCCCCAAAGAACAGGGAGUUAGAAAUGGAGGAUGGGGAGGAGGAAACGGCUUCCUCCCUCCAAACGGUCUCGAGUGGGAGUGAAACUGGGUGUUCACUCCCAAAUGCUCAAGUGCAGAAAAGGCCUGCAGGAUCUCCUUUGUUUGAAACAGAGGAGAAAAAGCUGAAGGCCACACAGUGGCUAGAUAGUUCCGUAUCGGAAUAUCUGGACCAUGUGUGGCCGCUUGAAUCCCCAAAUGAGGUUUCUUUUCUGCACGUAAAGCUAAAAUCAUCGUCGCCAAAAGAGCUGCAAGAGAAUUUCUCUGCGGCCCUUGAGGCGUCGAGCACCUACCCUCCUGACCCUGGGCUUUCCAGGUUAAAGGAGGACUCCCCCAAAACAUUUCCUUUCAGACCUGGAGAGGGCGGCUUUUUACUUCUUGUGGGGGUCCAAGUGGGAACGUUUGAAGAGGGAGGUCGUCAAGAAAAGACCAGAAAAUGGUGGAAAAGGCCUCCCAGACCCCCACCUGUUUUUAGCCAGCCGCUUCACCGCCCUGCAUAUUGGUUAUGCGGUGACCCCAUCCAGAGAAAAUAAGACUGCAGCCAUGGCCCGCUUCUGGAUGGGGUCUUACCUGAGAGUUUUAAAAAUUUUACCAAUUGAUUUGACAACCCCAGUGGCUUUUAAUCUUCCAAAAGAAUAUGAUUUUAUCAAGAAGUUUUUAAAGAAAAAGAGUUUAGAGACCCAGGAUGCCACCAUUUUAACGAACCACAAAUCUCUUGUCUCUCUUGUGCAGGACCGGGAACCAGUGAGUCCAGUUCCAGGCCUCACACUAGGUGAGGCCAAAGAAGUUUGGAGGAAUGCUGCCCACCCCGCUCUCCAGAACAGGCACAAGGACCUGGCGUGGAUGGUAGCUCAUGAGAUCCUCCCGGUCAGGGCGGUUAUGCACUCCAGAGGCAUGGCCAAAAAUGCAAUCUGCCCCCGGUCCGGGUGUAAAAACCCGGAGACCGUAAGACACCUGCUCUGGGAGUGCGGCGCUGCGCGGGACCUGUGGGCCACGACCGGCCCCCUGUAUUUCCCGUGCCUGCCAGUGGGUGGGGUCCAGGUGGAUUACAAGCUCGCCAUCCUUGGGGUGGGCCGGGGCUCGAAGGAC
Messenger RNA from Myxocyprinus asiaticus (Chinese sucker), 2133 nucleotides. RefSeq lists its product as uncharacterized. Gene Ontology annotation, biological process: activation of innate immune response. The coding region runs from base 90 to 1577 and encodes 495 amino acids. The transcript is spliced from 2 exons. The record is from RefSeq and is a predicted model, not a curated record. Gene Ontology annotation, molecular function: zinc ion binding; RNA binding; double-stranded DNA binding. Lineage: Eukaryota; Metazoa; Chordata; Actinopteri; Cypriniformes; Catostomidae.